AUGAAGACCCUCUCCCUCUUUGCCACGCUCGUCGUCGCCUCAUUCUCGGCCGGCGAUGUCCUCGCCUACACCACUCGCACGACCGUAACCAAGUACCUGGCUCCCGAAGCCGGUUCGUUCAGGCUGAGCUACGACGCGACGGCCCACACAGCCAAGCUGUGCGUCGACAAGAAGAACUUUGUGUUUCAGCUGUCGUACGACGCUGUCCAGCAGAGCCUCUACAAUCUCGCGUGCACACACGAAGCUGGAGGAGGCCCGUACUGCCACUUCGUCACUCAGGAUUACGGAUGCCCACGGACGCCCAGCAACCACCCGUGCCUGAUCAGGAACAACGUGCCCUCUAGGUGCUUCACCAUCCCCCUCACCGAGCAAGAGUACACCGACGCCGAGUGGGGAAUGGCCGCCUUGUUCACCAGGCUGCCGGACGUUGAAGGAGUUCUCCUCGAUGAGGGAGAGGGCAACACGGCGUAUUACCCACUGAGUGGUGCAGUCGCCAGCAAUUAG
Molecule: messenger RNA, 504 nt
Organism: Pseudozyma flocculosa PF-1
Lineage: Eukaryota; Fungi; Basidiomycota; Ustilaginomycetes; Ustilaginales; Ustilaginaceae
Exons: 2
Coding region: 1-504 (167 amino acids)
Source: RefSeq, a predicted model, not a curated record